Messenger RNA from Perca flavescens (yellow perch), 1897 nucleotides. It is a transcript of the gene atp6v0cb, whose product is annotated as ATPase H+ transporting V0 subunit cb. The record is from RefSeq and is a predicted model, not a curated record. The transcript has 3 exons. Gene Ontology annotation, biological process: proton transmembrane transport. Lineage: Eukaryota; Metazoa; Chordata; Actinopteri; Perciformes; Percidae. Gene Ontology annotation, molecular function: proton-transporting ATPase activity, rotational mechanism. Gene Ontology annotation, cellular component: proton-transporting V-type ATPase, V0 domain. Bases 212 to 673 code for a protein of 153 amino acids.
GCCAUUUUGUACUGCUGCGCCGGGUAUUUAUCAUAAGAGUCGUGACUAUCCCGUUUACACUGCUAGUUAGGUGUUGAGACGGUUCCUGCUAUACUCGGUUUCUCAUUUCAAGCCUGUGGCCUUCGUUAGGUUUCGCGAAGUGCGAUUUUAAGAGUCGACAUUCCUAAUUAAUUUUGUAUAUUUAGAUUAUUUUUAUAUUGUGUGAGAAAGAAUGUCGGCCGAAGCUCCCGAAUACUCUCCGUUCUUCGCAGUGAUGGGUGCCUCUGCGGCUAUGGUGUUUAGCGCCUUGGGAGCAGCCUAUGGCACAGCCAAGAGCGGUACAGGGAUAGCCGCCAUGUCCGUGAUGAGGCCGGAGCUCAUCAUGAAGUCCAUCAUCCCAGUGGUCAUGGCGGGUAUCAUAGCCAUCUACGGCCUGGUAGUAGCAGUGCUGAUUGCCAACAACAUCUCAGAGAAGGUCACCCUUUACAAGAGUUUCCUCCAUCUGGGAGCUGGGCUGAGCGUGGGCCUCAGUGGGCUGGCAGCAGGCUUCGCAAUUGGCAUUGUGGGCGACGCAGGCGUGAGGGGCACAGCUCAACAGCCGAGGCUUUUUGUGGGCAUGAUCCUCAUCUUGAUUUUCGCUGAGGUCUUGGGUCUCUACGGGCUUAUUGUUGCCCUCAUUCUCUCCACGAAAUAAACACCCAAACAUCUCCACGUCAAGAUCUGUCCUUUAUGUUGCUGCUGGAGAAAAAAAUGUCUGCCACUCAAGAUGAAAGAAGUGAAGGCGGGGGAAAAAAAUGAAUUAAAAUGGCUCCAUAAAUAUGGUCUUAUCUCAACAAUGUGUACAGUUGUCCCAAUUUGAUAGUCAACUUGUAAAUGCGCAAUGUAGUGAUCUGUCUGUCUCGUGUGCGUGCGUGUGUGUUUCAAAAUUGUAUGACGAAGAUUCCUUUUUUUUUCCCUCCUCUUAUUUCAGGCCUUGAGGCCAGCUGAGGCAGCUUGGCCUCCGGUCUUAGAGCUGACCAAAGGGCCGCACAGCUUUUUCUCCCCCCAUAUCGACUUGGGAGUUGACACAAUUUCUGCAUUAAUCUUGAGAAUCUAUUUGUAAAGAAAGAUGUAUAUGGACUUACGAUUUUUUUUUUUUUUUUUCACUGAUUUUAUUUAUGAGAAAUUGUUCAUUGAACUGUUCAAUGCAGCAAAAGUCUUUAAUUCCCCAGGUUAUAUUAUACAUAUAUACAGACAUACAUCUAUAUAUCUACAUAGAUUGAUUUAAUGCACUGUGGGUUAAUUGUGAUAAGUGGUUGGAAUUCCUCUGGAUGUAAUUCUUGGUUUAAAAGUAAGAUUGCCUUUAGUAUGUUGCUGGUGAAGUGGGAGUUUUGUGUGUAGCUGUAUUCUAAUCAUUACGCAAACAUUCUCAAACUUCAGUGUUUUUCCUGUAGUACUGUUUGCAUUAAAGGUGUGUGUGUGCCCUGUAUUGGGUCUCACAAGUGUAAUUUCCAAAUUUCAUCUCCAUCUUAUUCACUCCCCCCCUCCCCUCCCAUCUGUGGCUGUACUUCCACAUUCCAGUCAUUAAGGUCCUGCAUGGGUUUCAGUGUUUUGUUGCUGUUGGAUAUGAAGCUGAAGAGCUGGCUAGUUUCAGAAGACUUAAACCAGAUCAAAAUUUCACGUAUGGGUCCUCCAAAAAAAUGUUGAGUUGAUUGCUACUGCUUGUAGCAUGCAGCAGGAAUCCAGUGAGAUUAGUGUUUGGCCUAGUUACAUGCAAGGACCAGUCCUCUUUGAUCUGGGGUUUGUUUUCUGAAAAUGGAACUGCUGCUGACGCAUUUACUAAAGCGCCAAUCUACAAUCCUGUAUUACCACUGAUACUGAAGUUAUCCUGAUGUGUCGACAUGUGUGUCACAAUCGAAUUAAAGAAGAUUCCAACUUA